Neoarius graeffei (lesser salmon catfish) is the source of this 3099-nucleotide messenger RNA. RefSeq lists its product as uncharacterized. The transcript has 12 exons. Lineage: Eukaryota; Metazoa; Chordata; Actinopteri; Siluriformes; Ariidae. Bases 1942 to 2904 code for a protein of 320 amino acids. The record is from RefSeq and is a predicted model, not a curated record.
GUUACUUCAUACACAUACACUAUUUUACACACUUUACAAUUAUGAAAUGAAUACACCUCUCUUCACAUAACUUGAUGUUCAUGUGCUAUGCCACCCCCAUCAAGUCGUGGCUUUUGCUGAUGUGCAAAGAAAAAAACAAAAACAAAACAAGAAACCAAAGCUGAUGUUGGAUUCACCUCAGUCAGAGGCACUGAAAAGCUGCUGCAAGUUUGGUCUCUUGUGAUCCAGCUCCCUUCAAAAUGGUUCAAGCAUCAAAAAAACUGGCGUUCUUCCAACUGGUACUUGGGAACACUAUGAAUAUCCAUCAAGAGAUUUUAAGGCGGCUGAGGCAACGUCUUCAACUGACUCAAGCGAAUGCAGAACACAACUCUGAUGUCAUCAUUGCUUUUGUCCCAAUUGUGUCUCGGGCAGGAACAGACAUUGAAGCUGCUCUUAAGAAGAUUCCAACUGGUCGGCCUGUUGUUCUCAUGGUGCUCCACUUCACAUUUGAUGAGAAUCAUGUUACUUCACAGAGCAACCUGAUCAUAAACAGGGAUGAUGUGUUUGCUGUGGACUUGCUCUGUUAUGAAGACCUGGGGCUGCUCAGAUCCCUUCGCAAUGAUGAGGCACUGAAAGCCGUCACUGAUCAUCUGAUCUCUCUUGGAGGUUCACCCAAUACCCAGCUUGGAACAACCAGCUCACAAAGACCAUGUAGUCGCUUGCUAUUCACCAUCUGUAUAAUUUUCAUUUUUCUUAUUGUAGCAGUAUUGAUAUCAGCUAGCAUUUUCAGUUACAUAUGGAAAUGGCCAACUCACAUUGUACCCACACCCCAACCUAAUAUUACCAUAAACAUUACAACAAUACACUGAAUUGAUUUCUGUCAGUUAGCUACAGUCUAAACUGAUCCAGUCAAAAUGUUUCUGAAUAAGUAGGGGACUAUUUUUGACAAGUAGUGUGCACUCAUUAAACAAUUCUAAUAUAAUAACAUAAUAAUUUCUUGUACACACUAUCCAUCAGUGUUCUUAGCUUUACAGCGAUGGUUAAAUUUAAUGUACAUUAAAAAGUAAAGGGCAAAUCAAAGACAAGAGAAUGAUAAUAUGCAAGUAUUUGAUUGCAGGUGUAUAUAAAGGGCUUAUGAAGUCUUUCUGCCUCUAAUCUGCAGUAUUUCACACACUAAGGCUAAAAUGUCAUGAAUGAUUGUAACUAUGUGCAUGUAACUGAACUGUUUAACAAAAUAUAGCUCUAAUACUACUGUAUGCAUCUCUGUAUGAAGAGGAAUUCAUGAAAUAUGCCUGAGAAUACAUUACUGAUUUUUAUUAGAUGAGAAUUCCUUGACUCACAAAGCAGUAGACAAAUGUGCAAAUAGAUUUAUUCAUAAUUUACUCAUAUAGGCAUGAAAAAUUAAUGCAACACUUUUACUGUCUUCAAUAUAGUUGCGAAUGGAUCCCAAAAAGAGUCGAUUCCCUAUUAGGCUUUGGGAAUCAAAAGCCGACUCUGAAUUAUUUAUUGAAUCGAAUAAAAUACACUAUUUUAAUCCUGGCGAGUUACAGUAAGUGGAGUUGAGUUGAUGUGUCGUUUAAGAAUGAGUCAUGAGUCGGCUCUUUGAAUCGGCUCUUUGAGUCGGCUUUUUAGGUGAACGUGAGCUCAUCCGGACAAGGAGUCGACUCAGAGAUCUGAAGAGCCGAUUAGAUGAUUCAGUAGCUGAGAAAUAACAGUUGAAAGCCAUUUGAGUGCGAAAUAAUGAGAAUAAAAGGCUUGAAGGGCUUAUGAUAAUAUUUCAGAAAGUAAGUGAUGAGAAAUGUAGCCGAAUAUGAGUAAUGGAAUAAAAAUAAAAGAAGAGGGUAGGCGGGUCUGCUGAGUCACAUGAGUCGAGUGAUGUGUCAAAUCGAAGGUGAACUUGAUUGUCGAAACGAAAACAAACGCUGAAAAUCUGUCCACUGCACCUUUCUGACUUUGUUCAAGAUGCUGCAAGGAUCAAAAACCCUGGCGUUCUUCCCAAGGGUACUUGGGAACACCAUGAAUAUCCAUCAAGAAAUUUUAAGUCGGCUGAAGAACCGUCUUAAACUCACUCAAGCAAAUGCAGAACACAACUCUGAUGUCAUCAUUGCUUUUGUCCCAGUUGUGUCUCGGGCAGGAACAGACAUUGAAGCUGCUCUUGAGAAGAUCCCAAGAACGGGUCGGCCUGUUGUUCUCAUGGUGCUCCACUUCACAUUUGACGUGAAUUACAUUCCUCCACAGAGCAACCAGAACAUAAACAGGGAUGAUGUGUUUGCUCUGGACUUGCUCUGUUAUGAAGAUCUGGGGCUGCUCAGAUCCCUUCGCAAUGAUGAGGCACUGAAAGCCGUCACUGAUCAUCUGAUCUCUAUUGGAGGUUCACCCAAUACCCAGCUUGGAACAACCAGCUCACAGAGACCAUGUACCGUACACAGCGUCUUCCCCAUGGUUUUCGGGAACACCAUGAACUCCCACAAGCUCUUUAUGGAUCGUCUCAGUUCCAAAGUGAAGCUACAUGAAGUGUACUCAGUGAAUGAGUGUGAUGUCAUCAUUGCUUUUGUACCGAUUGUGUCUCGAGCUGGAACGGAUGUUGGAGCUGCUCUUGAACACAUUCCCAGAUAUUCAUACAAGUCCAUUAUUCUGGUGUCUCUGCACCACACAUUUAAUCCUGAUUACAUUGCUCCAGACAGCAGACUCAUUGUUAAUAGGAGUGAUGUGUUUGCUGUGGACUGUCUAUACCAUGAAGACGCAGGACUGCUGCAAUCCCAACACAAUGAUGAGGCACUGAAAAGAGUAAUAAAGCAUCUAGGAGGAGAAAAAUCAUCAUAUCAGGAAACUGGUCUGCUGGUGUAUAAGCAAGCUACUUUCACUUUCUUCCUCUGCAGGGUGUGGACAACACCAAAUGGUUUGCUCGGAUAUUUGUUGCACUGAGCAUAAUCUUUUUGCUUUACAUUCUGCAAAAAAUACUCAUGCCCGAGGAGCAGGAUUUGAAGAAGCCAUUUUUACAUCAUUAGUAAAAAUGAGGAGUAAAGAGAAAUGUUUGAAUCAUGAUUUCAGUUUGUCUGUGCAAUAACUGUAAUGACUCGAGUCUAAUUACUAUUAAACAGAUAAUAUUAUUUUGCCUGA